This is a messenger RNA of Lecanosticta acicola, 492 nucleotides long. NCBI's taxonomy places the organism in Eukaryota, Fungi, Ascomycota, Dothideomycetes, Mycosphaerellales, Mycosphaerellaceae. The record is from the annotation of a GenBank genome assembly.
AUGGCUUCGCGAAAGAUCCUCGUCAACAUCUCACUUUUAACCGCUCCAGCAGCCGCCAUCUUCCAAGCCGGCUACGGCUUCGCAUUCUCCCAAAACACUGUACCACAACUCUACGACGAGAGGCCUCACCAUAGCACGCCUAUCUUCGCCCGCAUCUUCAAAGCGGGCGCCUAUGUUGCCGUGCCAAUGUCCCUCCUCUCCGCCGCAUCUUCAACCUACCUCUCCAUCCUCUGCACGUCUCCGUUGCAACGACGCCUGUAUACACUAGCUGCGCUCGGCGCAUUCUUACCCCUGCCAUACACAUGGGGGAUGAUGAUGGGUGGCAGUAAGAGGCUGCUUGCGAUCAGUGAGAGUGUUGAGGAGCAGAACAAGAGCGAGCAGACAUUGGAGCAUAGGCAGUUGUUCAAGAGCUGGGCUUUCCAUAACCAUGUGAGGAAUCUGUUGUAUACGGUCGGUGGGUUUGCUAGUCUUUGGGCUGGGAUCUACGGAUGA